CCUGUCGUGCGUGAGCGCGCGGCUUCCGGUCACGUGUUCCUUCGCUGCACUCCUGGCCGCCCCAUGGCUCCGGUAUAGGAGGCGGCGGUGGCCGCUGAGUUUUUUUACAAGCCGUGAAGGGAAACGGCGUGGAGGCUUAGGACCGCCUUUCUCUUUUCUUUUUUUUUGGGAAGCUUGUGGGGAGGGGGAGGGGAGUGUUCCGUGGGCCGAGCAGAAAAGGAGGAGCCGGGGGGGCGAGAGCACAAACACGGUAUAGUCGCCCUAACGUCAUCAUGGCAACAUCAUCUGAAGAAGUGUUACUAAUAGUGAAGAAAGUGCGUCAAAAGAAACAGGACGGUGCUCUUUAUCUCAUGGCUGAAAGAAUAGCUUGGGCACCUGAGGGCAAAGACCGGUUCACUAUCAGCCAUAUGUAUGCAGAUAUAAAAUGUCAGAAAAUCAGUCCUGAAGGAAAAGCAAAGAUUCAACUUCAGUUGGUAUUGCAUGCAGGAGACACAACUAACUUCCAUUUUUCUAAUGAAAGUACAGCAGUAAAAGAACGUGAUGCAGUUAAAGAUCUUCUUCAACAGCUGCUACCAAAGUUCAAGAGGAAAGCUAAUAAGGAACUAGAGGAAAAAAACCGAAUGUUGCAAGAAGACCCUGUUUUGUUUCAGCUUUAUAAAGACCUUGUUGUAAGUCAGGUGAUUAGUGCUGAGGAAUUCUGGGCCAACCGUUUAAAUCUGAAUGCUUCAGAUAAUUCUGCAGCACCUAACAAGCAAGAUGUUGGCAUUUCUGCUGCUUUUCUGGCUGAUGUUAGACCUCAAACGGAUGGAUGCAAUGGACUAAGAUAUAAUUUGACUUCGGAUAUCAUUGAAUCAAUAUUUAGGACUUAUCCAGCAGUAAAACUUAAAUAUGCAGAAAACGUUCCACACAAUAUGACAGAAAAAGAAUUCUGGACACGAUUCUUCCAGUCUCACUAUUUCCAUAGAGAUAGAUUGAAUGCAGGAUCAAAGGACCUUUUUGCAGAAUGUGCCAAAAUGGAUGAAAAGGGGUUAAAAGCAAUGGUCUGUCAAGGAGUGAAAAAUCCUUUAUUAGAUUUAACUGCCUUGGAAGAUAAAUCAUUGGAUGAAGGUUACGGUGUGUCCUUGGCACCAUCCACAUCCAACUCUACAAAAUCAAUAAAGGAAAGUAGCAACGCAGCUAUUAUAAAACGCUUUAAUCAUCAUAGUGCCAUGGUCCUUGCAGCUGGGCUCAGAAAAUCAGAAGCACAAAAUGAUCACUAUAAUGAGACCAGCAGUAUGGAUGGAAAUUCGAGGGAUUCAGAUAUCUUCCAGCCACCAGUAAAAAGGGCAAAGCUGCAAGAAUCUAUAGAAUAUGAAGAUUUGGAACACAACAACAGCAUUAAAACUAUUGCACUAAAUCUAAAAAAAUCAGAUAGGUAUUACCAUGGUCCAACACCAAUUCAGUCACAGCAAUAUGCAACGAGCCAUGAUAUUAUUAAUUCUUUGUGUAGUAUUAGAGAAGAAAUGGAAGGCUAUGUACCCAAAUUAACUCAGGUUCUCUCAAGUGGUGCUGCCAGUAGUACUAUCACAGCCCUGUCACCUGGAGGAGCACUUAUGCAGGGUGGAACCCAGCAAGCCAUAAAUCAGAUGUUGCCAAAUGAUGUUCAGUCUGAACUGAAGCACUUAUAUGUUGCAGUGGGAGAGUUACUACGACACUUCUGGUCCUGUUUUCCUGUAAAUACACCAUUCCUGGAAGAAAAAGUUGUAAAAAUGCAGAGUAAUUUGGAAAGAUUUCAAGUUACAAAACUCUGCCCAUUCCAAGAAAAAAUUCGAAAGCAGUAUUUAAGCACAAAUCUGGUAAAUCACAUAGAAGAGAUGCUCCAAACAGCCUACAAUAAAUUCCAUACAUGGCAGUCCCGACGUAUGUUGAAAAAAACGUGAAGACCACAGUGUUUCCAACAGGGGACAAAUUUGCAAUAGCUGUAGGAGCCACAACUAUAACUGUGUGUAGAUCUUACAGAAAUUGCAGGGGAUGUCAGCAUCAUAAAGACUCUUUGAAAUGAUGCUAACUGAGCUUGCACCUUUUGGGAAGAACAGAGGUUAAACUUGAAAACAAAGGAGUUUAAAGGAACCAAAUCAGAAAAGCUAAGUGGCAAACACACACACACACACACACACACACACACACACACACUGUUUACUGCAGUUACUCAGGAACUGCUUUUUAUUUUCAUAAGAGCUGCUUUCAGAAAUAAAAACUUUAACAGAUGUGUAUUAAUAAACUCCAAGGUUGUUCAUCUAAUUUUUUAAAAUGUAUGGCACAGGGUAGAACUUAAUAUUUCUGUUAAUGCCGUCUCCUAGAAUUUUAUUGAUUUCUGUUUGUACUUCUAGAAAUAAGUUUAAAAUUUUACACAGAUUAACUAUUUCAAGUUCUUAAGGAACCUACAUGCAAUAGGACAAGUUUUUGUCAUGGUUUCCUUAUAAAAUCAGUCAAUGCACAGAAAUACUUAGUGUUUGAAGGAGACAUACUUGCAGACAAUGCAGAAUUUUAUGCAGAAUUUUCACCAGCCAUUGUUUGCAUGUUUUCUUUGGAAGGUGAGUGUGUGCUACUGCAUUUUGUUUUGUUUUUUAGCUUCCUUUGGAGGUGAGAAAGUCAUUUGUAAUGUAAGUGUAAGCACUUACAAAAAUAAUAACUUUUAUACUUUUCACAAAACAAUCUUAAAUGUGCUUUCUUCAGUUCUUUCCUGAUGACUGUUAGCGCUGUAUUUGGCGACUAGAUAAUCAUUGAAGAGUGAAUAUCCCAUAUCUUUAAAUAUAUUGGGAAUCCUUACAACAUUUAGAUACAAAAGAGAGGCAGAUCACUCUUAUCUAAAAUGUACCUGCCAUGUAUUAAGUACUUGACUUACUAAAGCAAAAGUAAACUUGUUUUGCAUAAUCUGUGGAGUCAGACUCCUUAUAUUUGUUGUCUUAAUGUCUUCCUCAUUAACAAUUCAUUCUUGGACCAAGCAAACGGCUUAGCUUAUAUGUAAUAAGAUGUAUCAAAAUAAUGAGCCAGAGGCUUAUGAUUGCAUAAACUAUUUUAUUGGCAGACGUUGGAAACGUGGGACCCUUCUGUUAUAUUCAUGCCCCCCUCCAUUAAAGAAUACUAGAACUGUAUUACUAAUUUACAGUGGAUUGAGAUGGUGGGUUGCUACCUCAUCUCUGUACACUGUAGCACUGAUCAGUUUGUGAGCUGCAAGAGUUACUUACUCCGUAUAUAAGAGCAUGUACUUGUAUACAUGCUCUUGGUUUAUGCCAGUGAUUUUGAUAGAUUGCAAGAAGUAAAACAUUUUAAGCAGCUACUAUUCUGUACUAUGUGGUAGAGUUAAGGCAUUAAUUUUAAAUUUGCUACUACUUUUGUUUUCAGAGAAGCUGCAUGGUAUGUACUACAAAAUGAUACUUUCAUCCACUUACCCUUUCGGGACAGAAAAAAGUCCCUUUGUAUUUUACUUCAGUUGUCCCAGUUAAAAUGAUUUGUGAAAAGCUGAAAUUAAUCAUGAAAAAUAAAGAAUUGAUGCUGCUAUGGGAAUAUCAUCUUGCUGAGAUAUGAUUCUGAUGGUAUAUGAUUACUUAAAUUUAUUUGGAUAAGUUAAUUUUUGGUGUCCUUGUCAUUAUGCCCAGUUACUGAUGUUACAAGCAAAUCUCAAACAUCAACUCUGCAACAAAGAGCAAAUUGAAACAGAUUCUAGAGCAAAAGUGUUUUGAUUGAGGCUGAGAGCUAGAUUGACUUUUACUAAUUCCAGAUCAUGUUAGAUCUGUGAAGACAUACAUUUGCACUGAUAGUUCUUUGAGCAAUAAUUAAAUGAUGCACACUACAAAUGUGGAUUUAAACAAAACUUGCUUAGGCAGAUAAUUAGAUUUAUAGUCAUUUAGCAGAAUAGAAUAGAAUAGAAUAGAAUAGAAUAGAAUAGAAUAGAAUAGAAUAGAAUUUUUUAUUGGCCAAGUGUGAUUGGACACACAAGGAAUUUGUCUUGGUGCAUAUGCUCUACCUUCUUCCUGGCCUUUUAUUUAAAUAUAUAGGCUUUGAAUAAGUACUUGAAUAAGUACAAUGGCAAAAAUACUAAAAUUUUAGCUAUAUUAUUCGACAAAUAAGAACCAUUAGAUUAUUCUACCAGAAGGUGGCAACAGCAAUUACUUGGCACUCUAUUUAUAGACAGCUCUUUUCUACAUUUGCUAUCUGACUUGCUGAUCCCAUUUCUGCUGAAGCAUGGUCCAAUAAGUGAUUUGAAUAUUAACUCCGAAAUGUCUUUUGCUAACCAUACAAGCAUUGAAAUCUGAACUUAUAUUUAAAAGAAAAUCAUAUAACUUGUAUCACUGGCAUUGAUAAAAACUGUAGAAUAAAUCUCAAUUCUCUACUCAAGUGUUUGCUGGUGGUUUAGGACAUAUUUUAUGAUUUUCCUUAUAUACAAAGCUCUAAAAUCAUGUAUCUGUUAGUGUUUUAUGCGUCUGAACAUUUUAGAAAGCUGAUUGUUUCUAAUAUGUUGAUCCAUAACUGAUUUUCAAACUUCAGUCUGCAAAAAAAAGGUUAGGAAUCUAUUUCUUGAACUUUUCUAUUUUCUAACUACUACUUUAGAUUUUAAAAAUAACAUUGCAUUGGCAAUCACAAGAACUAGUUAAACAUUGUUAUAUCAGAAGAAAUAUUUUUCACUUUUUUAGCUAUGACAUUACUUAGGGAGAGAUUGUGUGACUUGGAAUAUUUGAGUUAGGAAAGUACCACUAAUACACAGAAGCUGCCUACUUUAUUGCUCCAUCUGCCCUUUAGCAUUAGACCAAUGUGGCUCCCAUCCUAUUGGUAUUCUGUAAAGAGAUUGAAGGCAAAAGAAGAAGGGGACGACAGAGAACGAGGUUGCUGGAUGGAGUCACUGAAGCAGUCAGCAUGAGCUUAAAUGGACUCCAGAGGAUGGUAGAGGACAGGAAGGCCUGGAGGAACAUUGUCCAUGGGGUCACGAUGGGUCGGACACAACUUUGCAACUAACAACAACAAAAAAAAGACUCAGUUCUAGACCUCAGGAUGAGGUGUGGUGUGUAUGUGUAUUUCUAUCUGUAUAUUGUGCUGAAUUCUAUUUUGCUUUAAUUUCUAUUGUUCUUUAUGCUGCCAGGAUUGUUUGACCUGGUGAAAAAAGUGCCUUUGAUAGAUUUUGCAUACCUUCUUGAAAACAGCCUAUUCUGAGAAGAUACUAAGAGGCAUUUAUAUUCCCUUAUCUAAACCCCAGACUUUCAAUAGGCACCAGGAAGUCCUUAUAAGACUCCCUUCCACAAAUGUUAAUCUCUUAACAAUGUGAAACCUCUUUUAAGAACUAAAAAGCUAGAUAAAAGGAGGUGGGAAUUGCCCUAUAAAGUGCAAGGCAUGGGAGUUGAAGACUUCCUGGUAAAAUAAAAGGAAUAAAUCAUGCCAUAGCCUUAGCAUAAUCAUGGUUGUCUGACAGCAGUCUGGUUGUAGGUUUGCAGUUCUUCUGUAGAGUAAGAACAUUUUAAAUUGGGGCACUGUGGCUGAGCAUCAUAGGCUGCCUCCAUAUUUGUAAUUUCAAAUAUGUGCCUAGUAAGUAACCCAUGAUUGGGUGGAUCAGAGUUUGAAAUUUUAAGAUUAUUCAAAAAUCUAACAAUCAGCCUGAAAUCAGCCUAUGAUUCAAUGUGGCUGUUUUUACUUUCUCUGGGAAAGUAAAGGGGGAAAUGAAAGGAAUCAUGCAACAGAUAGAACACCAAUCAUAUUUUUGUAGAUGAAUAUAAAUUGAUUCAGUCUUCAUUAAUUUGUUCUUGUAUUCAUUAGAUCCAUUCAUUACUACGUAUGCAUCUUUUUUCAAGGAACUUGAUGUACCACCUUCAAUUUAUUUACAUAGCAAUCUUAUGGGCUGACAACUUAAUGGAAUCCAACCAGGUUGCUUCCACAAAUAUCUUUGGAUGGCCAAGAAUGCUAGAUGGUUGUUGAGUUUUUCAAAGUAGCCUGCAUAAUUUUUUUUGACAGCCAUUAAUGUUGUGAUUUAUUUCUUGUUCCAGUGAAGAAAUUCAGACCAAAAUAAUAACUAAAUACAAAACAACAGUAUGUCUGAUGACAUUUGGGUUGUUCCAGGCAUCAGAGGAUUCACCUCAGGAGUAAUGCAAGCUUAACUGUACCUGCUUGUGAUAAAUGCUUCAAAGAAAAAUACCAACAAAUAACAUCAAACAGAUUGAUCAUAAAUUUCACUGUGAUGUUGUCUCUAAAAAAUUACUCCAAACUAUUCUUAAAAGUUUGAGCAAACGUUUCAGCUAAUGGUUUUGUAGCUGGGUGACAGGAUGCUCAUUUCAUUCUUUUCAGGAAUGUUUGAACCUUUAGCUACUAUUCAGCUACAAAAAAAAGCCAAGAUCCCUUGUAACUAAUAGUUUUGCCACAGCUGUCCUUCCAAAGAGUUCUCUAUAGCAGGGGUGUUAAACUCGUGUCAUCACGGCAGUGUCAUGUGACAUAUUGCAACUUUUUCCUCCUCCACUAAACUGGGUGUGGCCAGCGCAUGACGCAUCUGGCCUGGGCUGCGGGUUUGACAGCCCUGCUCUAUAGUAUAAGUAACUUGCUGAAGAAAAGACACUUUAUGGUCUAUUUGAACAUGCCUCCUUCAUAACUAAAACGUUUGUGCCCAUAAAGGGCCCUACAAAAGUUACAAGUUACAUCAAUAUUUUGCAAUGGCAAAGCAGGCCAUUCCUAAGGAUAAAUGGUGAUGUUUUAGAUGGAUAUAAUUUGAGCAAUUUUGCAAACUAAGCAACUUUUUGCUAGCUGUUUGACUUGUUCUAUUUAUAGUCACCAAACAAAAUUACAAAUAAGUAUUGUCAUUACCACUGAGAUAUAUUAACAUGUUUAUUCUGUAGAGACAAAUAAUAAAUCCAUCUGCAUUUA
Messenger RNA from Pantherophis guttatus, 6879 nucleotides. RefSeq names its product general transcription factor IIH subunit 1 (gene GTF2H1). Gene Ontology annotation, biological process: DNA-templated transcription; nucleotide-excision repair. Gene Ontology annotation, cellular component: transcription factor TFIIH core complex. NCBI's taxonomy places the organism in Eukaryota, Metazoa, Chordata, Lepidosauria, Squamata, Colubridae. The record is from RefSeq and is a predicted model, not a curated record.